Messenger RNA from Dichomitus squalens LYAD-421 SS1, 1128 nucleotides. Its product is annotated as arylalcohol dehydrogenase. The transcript has 7 exons. The record is from RefSeq and is a predicted model, not a curated record. NCBI's taxonomy places the organism in Eukaryota, Fungi, Basidiomycota, Agaricomycetes, Polyporales, Polyporaceae. The coding region runs from base 1 to 1128 and encodes 375 amino acids.
AUGGCUCAAUUCCAGGCAGCCGUACCGAAGACGAAACUUGGCCGUUACCGCCAGCUUGCCCCGCUGGCCGGUUUACAUGUCUCGCCCAUUGUCCUUGGAGCCAUGAGCAUCGGGAACACGUCUGGGGCAACCGUCGGGUCCGCGGUCGACAAGGACACUAGUUUCAAGUUCCUCGACGCUUACUUUGACGCAGGGGGCAACUUCAUCGAUACCGCAAAUUACUAUCUGGAGGGGUCGUCUGAGGAGGUCAUAGGCGAGUGGAUGGAGUUCCGUGGUAUCCGCGACCAGGUCGUGUUGGCCACCAAGUACACCUUGCCUUUCAAGUUCAAGGAAGAGAACAUCACGCAAAGGGUAAAUUUCAUUGGCAACAACAUGAAGAGCCUGCACGUCUCGGUCGAGAGUUCGCUUAAGAAGCUGCGCACCAACUACAUCGAUAUUCUCUACGUCCAUCUUUGGGACUGGACAUGCGGUGUUGAAGAAAUCGUCAAUGGCCUUCACCAUCUCGUCGCUGCGGGAAAGGUCCUCUAUCUUGGAAUUUCAGACACUCCAGCCUGGAUCGUGUCCAAAGCGAACAUGUACGCCCGCCAGACCGGGAAGACACCGUUCGCCGUCUACCAAGGCGCAUGGAGCGUCGUCUAUCGCGACAUUGAACGAGACAUUGUCCCCAUGGUCAAGGCCGAGGGCAUGGCCCUUUGCCCGUUCGGCGUCCUCGGCGCUGGCAAGAUCCGCACCGACGCCGAGGAGGAAAGUCGCCGUGAGACCGGCGUGAAGGGCUGGGAGCGAUCCGAGGCGGAGAAGACGAUUGCGAAGGUGCUCGAAGGAGUCGCCGCCGAGGUCGGAGCCAACACUAUCCAGGCUGUCGCCAUCGCAUACGUAAUGCAAAAGAUGCCCUACGUAUUCCCCAUCAUCGGAGGGCGCAAAGUCGAGCAGCUGCAUGCGAACAUUCAGGCCCUCGACAUCGUGCUCACUCCGGAGCAUAUCAAGAGACUCGAAGAUGCAUUGCCGUUCGAUCCUGGCUUCCCCAUCAAAUUCAUCGGUGACGGUUCGGCGUACGCGCCUUUCUACUCUAUGGCGGCCCAGUUUGAUAAGUGGCCCGCCCCUCAGCCGAUCCGUCUGUCCACAAACUAA